Pseudophryne corroboree (corroboree frog) is the source of this 2877-nucleotide messenger RNA. RefSeq names its product general transcription factor IIIC subunit 3 (gene GTF3C3). The record is from RefSeq and is a predicted model, not a curated record. NCBI's taxonomy places the organism in Eukaryota, Metazoa, Chordata, Amphibia, Anura, Myobatrachidae. Gene Ontology annotation, biological process: transcription by RNA polymerase III. The transcript is spliced from 19 exons. Gene Ontology annotation, molecular function: protein binding. The coding region runs from base 180 to 2801 and encodes 873 amino acids. Gene Ontology annotation, cellular component: transcription factor TFIIIC complex.
UCAUGGCCAGUGACGUCACACCCGGGGGCCGGGAGCGUCACGUGACUGUGCAGGCUGUAGAGCUGUGUGUAUACAGGAACAGGAAUUGCUUGCUGCUUAUGUUCAAUGCUUCAAGGCAAGCUGCGUUAUUGUCACUGUGGGAUGGAUGUCCACGAAUGUUGUGUUAAGAGCAAAUAAAAAUGUCUGGUUUUAGUCCUGAGCUUAUUGAUUACCUGGAAGGUAAAAUUUCCUUUGAGGAGUUUGAGAAGCGACGAGAAGAAAGACAGGCUCGUGAUAAAAAGGAUGUUUCAAGUGUAAUAACUGCAGACACUACAGCUGGUGACUCUUAUGAUCCUUGUGUUCCUUCCACAUCAAAAUGUGCAGUGUACAAUGAGGACAAAGAGGAAACAGCAGAUGGUGUCAGCAAGUCUGUUCAACGCGCAUUUGCAUCAAUGCUUGGAGAGGAUGAUGGCGAGGAAGAAGAUGAAGAGGAGGAUGGAGAUGAUACCGGUCAGCAACCAUCUGCUGGGGAUGUCUUCGCCUUGGAAAUGGAAAUUAAUAGAGAAAACAAAAAGAUGAUGAAGGCAAAAAGACCUCGCAGUAAGCUUCCUAGAGCCCUCCGGGGGCUCAUGGGUGAGGCUAACAUUCGGUUUGCCCGAGGAGAGGGAGAGGAAGCCAUAAUAAUGUGUAUGGAAAUCAUUAGACAAGCUCCUCUGGCAUAUGAACCUUUCUCAACGCUCGCCAUGAUAUAUGAGGACCAAGGGGACAUGGAAAAAUCGCUGCAGUUUGAGCUGAUUGCUGCUCAUCUGAACCCCAGUGACACCGAAGAGUGGGUCCGACUAGCCGAGAUGUCUUUAGAACAAGACAACAUCAAGCAGGCCAUAUUUUGCUAUGCUAAAGCACUAAAAUAUAAUCCUACAAAUGUCCGUUACUUGUGGGAAAGGUCAAGCUUAUAUGAGCAGGUGGGAGAACAUAAACUGGCAAUGGAUGGAUAUCGUCGUAUCCUAAAUCUGUUGUCUCCUGCUGACGGGGAUCGCUUCAUGCAGCUAGCAAGAGAUAUGGCCAAGAGUUAUUAUGAAACCAACGAUGUUUCCUCUGCCAUCGUUAUUAUUGAAGAAGCGUUUUCCAAGCACAAAAAUCUUGUUGCAAUAGAGGACGUCAAUAUUGCUGCUGAACUUUACAUCUCCAACAACCAAUACGAUAAAGCACUUGAGGUUAUUACACAGUUCUCAGGGAUUACACUAAAUAAAAAGGAGGACUCCAGCCCUGAAGAUACUUCAGAGAGUGUUCUGUGUCAUGUACCAGAUGGAGUUCCAAUAGAUAUUACAGUGAAGAUGAUGCUUUGUUUGAUCCAUCUAAAUAUACUGGAGCCAGUCGGUCCCAUGUUGACAUCCUUAAUGGAGCAGAAUCCAGAAGAAAUGGGAGAUUUGUAUCUAGAUGUGGCAGAAGCUUUUCUUGAUAUUGGAGAAUAUAAUUCUGCAUUACCUCUCCUUAGUGCACUGGUGUGCUCUGAAAAAUAUAAUCUGGCUGUUGUUUGGCUACGACAUGCAGAUUGUUUAAAAGCUCUGGGGCACAUGGAGAGUGCUGCAGAGAGUUACUGUAAGGUGGUGGAUAUGGCUCCCCUGCACUUGGAUGCUAGGAUCUCUCUCUCUACACUUCAACAGCAACUUGGUCACCCAGAAAAAGCAUUGGAGGCAUUAGAACCAAUGUAUGAUCCAGAUACAUUGGCACAGGAUGCAAAUGCUGCCCAACAAGAACUUAAACUUUUACUCCAUCGGUCCACCCUACUUUUCUCUCAGGGAAAGAUGUACGAUUAUGUGGAUACUUUACUCACUAUGCUUGCCAUGCUCCUGAAAAUUGCAAUGAAUCGUGCACAGGUCUGUUUGAUUUCCAGUUCAAAAUCUGGGGAAAGGCAUUUGUAUCUUAUUAAAGUCUCUAGGGAUAAAACAUCUGACACUGAUGAGCAAGAGACUGCAAAUUCUGAUGCAAAAGCCAUUUUUGCUAUUCUUACUAGUGUGCUGACCAAGGACGACUGGUGGAAUCUCCUUUUAAAGGCAAUUUACGCCUUAUGUGACCUAGCCCGGUAUAAAGAAGGAGAGCUGCUGGUAGACUCUUCAUUGGAAUAUUACUCAUUUUAUGACGACCGCCAAAAGAGGAAAGAGUUGGAGUAUUUUGGACUUUCCACAGCUAUUCUUGACAAGAACUUUAGAAAAGCAUACAAUUAUAUAAGAAUAAUGUUGAUGGAAAAUGUGAACAAACCUCAGCUCUGGAAUAUCUUCAACCAAGUCACAAUGCAUUCCCAGGAUGUGAGGCAUCAUCGCUUCUGCCUGAGACUGAUGCUCAAAAAUCCUGACAACCUGGCACUGUGUGUACUUAGCGGUCAUAAUGCAUUUGUGUCUGGAAGCUUUAAACAUGCUCUUGCUCAAUAUGUCCAAGCCUUUCGAAUGAAACCUGAUGACCCCAUGCACAGUCUUUGUAUUGGAUUAACAUUUGUUCAUAUGGCAUCUCAGAAGUUUGUGUUAAAAAGGCAUGCUCUGCUAGUACAGGGGUUUUCAUUCUUGAAUCGAUAUCUUGACUUACGAGGCCCUUGCCAGGAGACAUACUACAACCUUGGACGUGCACUCCAUCAAAUGGGGCUAACGCACCUUACAAUACAGUAUUACCAGCAAGCAUUGGAGCUCCCACCGCUUCAGUUACAGGGGAUCGAUGAGGACCAAGUGGACCUUCGCAGAGAGAUUGCCUUCAAUUUAUCUCUCAUUUACCAGAGCAGUGGCAACAUAGAAAUGGCUCGCAGGCUUUUGUAUACUUAUUGUGUCAUAUAAUGAAUGUUGUUGUAAUUUGUUUUUGUUUUUUAGUUGUAUUGUAUUAAAAUAAAUAUAUGCUAUUUAAUGUACUGUA